AAUAAAGGUGUGUGUUUUCUCAGGUGUGAUGGUGCGGUGACCUGCAGCCAUGUCGGCGGUGAUGAGCACGCUGUCCAUGAUCAGCGGCGGUCGGCGCGCGCACCGCAAGCUCGCCAGCUCGCGCAAGUCGGGGCAGCUCUCCGAUGCAGGCGAGGACCGCUCGCGCGCACUGCACGACCUCAACAAGCAGCAGCGGUCGGCCUCCCUCCAAACGCUCGAGACGGGUGGUGGCGGUGGUGUAGCGAAUCUCGAGAGCCUGGAAGCAAAGAUGGCCAGUAUCGAAGUGUCGCUGGCUGGGUCCCGGCGACGCAGCGCCGGCGCACGCGAUACCGCUCGCGACCUGGAAGCCCUGCGCACCGCCCUCACCGACAAAGACGCACUCAUACAGAGCCUAAAGAAGCAAUUAUCAGCGUCGCUGAGCGCCGCGCGUUUGGCCGCGCAGGCGGUGUCGCCGGUGCCUUCAGCGCGGCCGGGGGAGGAAUACCCCUCGCUCUCGGUAGACGAGAGGAAGGCGCUGGAAGACCGCGCCGCUGCCGUGCGUGCCGACCUUGAGGCGCGCCGGAACAACAUACAGGAGCUCCGACGGAGGCUCGAGAAGACGCAUGUCACUGACAACAUCGACACACGAAUCCAGCAAGCAGAACUGCAGUAUAAGCUAGGCCGCGAAGAGCUGGAGCUGCUGACGCUGGGCGAGCAGGCGCGCGCGCUGGCGCAGCUCAUCGAGCAGUGCGACGCCGCCGCCCGCCGCAGCGAGCGCGCCACACUGUACAGGUGCGGGUAA
Chilo suppressalis (striped riceborer) is the source of this 781-nucleotide messenger RNA. The record is from the annotation of a GenBank genome assembly. NCBI's taxonomy places the organism in Eukaryota, Metazoa, Arthropoda, Insecta, Lepidoptera, Crambidae.